AUGGAGGAAGAGGUUGCCGCUCUCGUCAUCGACAAUGGUUCGGGUAUGUGCAAGGCCGGUUUCGCCGGUGAUGACGCUCCCCGAGCUGUUUUCCCUUCCAUUGUCGGUCGUCCCCGUCACCAUGGCAUCAUGAUUGGUAUGGGUCAGAAGGACUCUUACGUCGGUGACGAGGCUCAGUCCAAGCGUGGUAUCCUCACCCUGCGAUACCCCAUUGAGCAUGGUGUCGUCACCAACUGGGACGAUAUGGAGAAGAUCUGGCACCACACCUUCUACAACGAGCUGCGUGUCGCUCCUGAGGAGCACCCUGUCCUGCUUACUGAGGCUCCCAUCAACCCCAAGUCCAACCGUGAGAAGAUGACCCAGAUUGUUUUCGAGACCUUCAACGCCCCCGCCUUCUACGUCUCUAUCCAGGCCGUUCUGUCUCUUUACGCCUCUGGUCGUACCACCGGUAUCGUCCUCGAUUCAGGUGAUGGUGUAACUCACGUUGUCCCUAUCUAUGAGGGUUUCGCUCUUCCUCACGCCAUUGCUCGUGUUGACAUGGCUGGCCGUGACCUCACCGACUACCUGAUGAAGAUCCUGGCUGAGCGUGGCUACGCCUUCUCCACCACUGCCGAGCGCGAAAUCGUCCGUGACAUCAAGGAGAAGCUCUGCUACGUCGCUCUCGACUUUGAGCAGGAGAUACAGACCGCUUCUCAGAGCUCUAGCCUGGAGAAGUCCUACGAGCUUCCCGACGGUCAGGUCAUCACCAUUGGCAACGAGCGAUUCCGCGCCCCCGAGGCUCUGUUCCAGCCUUCCGUCCUCGGUCUCGAAUCUGGCGGUAUCCACGUCACCACUUUCAACUCCAUCAUGAAGUGCGAUGUUGAUGUCCGAAAGGAUCUGUAUGGCAACAUUGUUAUGUCUGGUGGUACCACCAUGUACCCCGGUCUCUCCGACCGUAUGCAGAAGGAAAUCACCGCUCUUGCUCCUUCUUCCAUGAAGGUCAAGAUCAUUGCUCCUCCCGAGCGAAAGUACUCUGUCUGGAUCGGUGGUUCUAUUCUGGCGUCUCUGUCUACCUUCCAGCAAAUGUGGAUCUCGAAGCAGGAGUACGACGAGAGCGGUCCCUCGAUUGUCCACCGCAAGUGCUUCUAA
Metarhizium acridum CQMa 102 is the source of this 1128-nucleotide messenger RNA. It is a transcript of the gene ACT1, whose product is annotated as actin. Lineage: Eukaryota; Fungi; Ascomycota; Sordariomycetes; Hypocreales; Clavicipitaceae. The record is from RefSeq and is a predicted model, not a curated record.